Molecule: messenger RNA, 653 nt
Organism: Tarenaya hassleriana
Lineage: Eukaryota; Viridiplantae; Streptophyta; Magnoliopsida; Brassicales; Cleomaceae
Product: peamaclein-like
Exons: 2
Coding region: 103-402 (99 amino acids)
Source: RefSeq, a predicted model, not a curated record
CAUUUGGCUCAAGCGCACACACACACAUAGGCUAUGUGACAUAGCUCCUCUCUCUUCUGCAACUUUGAAAUUUUUAGGGUUUAGAUAUUUUCACGAAACAAAAUGACUCGCAAAGCUCAUGCUUUGUUCCUCUUCACUCUCCUCUUUGUGUUCUUCCUCUCUUCCACGCUGGCGGCUGCAGGUAGAGUAGGAGGAGGAAGAGGAGGGUACUUGGAUGCAUAUUGUGGGAAGAGGUGCAACGGGAGGUGUGCAAAGGCAGGGUUUCAAGACAGAUGCCUCAAGUACUGUGGGAUAUGUUGCAGAGAGUGCAAAUGUGUUCCUUCAGGGACUUAUGGCCACAAACACGAGUGCCCUUGUUACAGGGACAAGAUGAGCAGCAAGGGCAGACCUAAGUGCCCUUAAUCACUCUCACAUGAUCCGCUUAGCAAAUAAUAAUAUCAGUAGAAGAUGAGUUGUCUAGGGUUCUUGCUUCUCUUGUUUUGUUGCUUUUUUGCGUGCUUUUGUUUUUGUUUCAAGAGUUAUUAAUGUACCUGUAAACCGAAAUAAGCGUAAAAUGUUGUGUCAUGUCCUUUGUGGGAGCUGUUGGAACAUAAACUUGUGGUCAUUCUAGGGAUUUGUGUUCAAAGUUACACUAAAUUAAUUUUGUGAUAUUA